Molecule: messenger RNA, 2889 nt
Organism: Acanthosepion pharaonis
Lineage: Eukaryota; Metazoa; Mollusca; Cephalopoda; Sepiida; Sepiidae
Source: the annotation of a GenBank genome assembly
AUGCAGUCUACAGAUCAAAGAAAAGUUUUCAAGAUACCGCCAGCUGGUAUCAGAAAAAUUAUCCUGUCCACAAAUAUAGCUGAAACCAGUGUAACUGUCAAUGAUGUGGUGUAUGUAAUUGAUUCUGGGAAAGUGAAAGAGAAAACCUUUGAUGCACUGAGUUCAGUAACUAUGUUAAAGACAAACUGGAUCUCUAAAGCCAAUUCCAUACAAAGAAAAGGCAGAGCUGGGCGAGUCCAACCAGGAAUCUGUUAUCAUCUCUUCAGUAGGAUACGUUACGAUAAUUUGCAACUGUACCAAGUACCAGAAAUGCUUCGUUUACCCCUCCAUGAACUGUGUCUGCAAACGAAGUUGUUAGCACCUGCACAAGUAUCUAUUACGGACUUCCUUUCUAAAGCACCACAAACACCAGCUUUUCUAAUUAUCAGAAAUGCAGUCCAACUACUGAAGCAAAUUGAUGCCUUGGACCCAUGGGAAGAUUUGACUGAAAUGGGUCAUCAUCUAGCAGAUCUACCUGUUGCUCCGUCCUAUGGUAAAAUGGUGCUAUAUGCUGUGGUGCUAAAAUGUUUAGACCCUGUCCUCACUAUAGUAUGCUCCCUGGCCAACAAAGAUCCAUUUAUGCUCCCAGCUCAGCCUUGUCAGAAGAGAGCUGCUUCUUUAUCACGAAAAAACUUUGCUGCCAACACAUUUAGUGACCAUAUGGCUUUGCUUCGAGCAUUUCAGGCAUGGCAGAAAGCCAGGACUGAGGGUUGGGAGAAAGCAUUUUGUGAGAAAAAUUUCUUGUCUUCUGCAUCUAUGGAAAUGAUUGUUGGAAUGAGAGCACAAUUGCUUGGUCAACUUCGUGCUUCUGGUUUUGUGAGAGCUCGAGGCGGAGGCGAUAUCCGUGACUUGAAUGUUAAUUCUGAAAAGUGGUGUGUUGUAAAAGCUGCAUUAUGUGCUGGUUUGUACCCAAAUAUUAUCCGUGUUGACCGAGCUGUUGGCCAAUUAUCUGCUGCCAAAGAGACUAAAGUUCGCAUUCACAAUCUGUCUGUGCUAAGUCCCAAUCCCUCAGUAGGUUCUCGAAAUAAAAAUAUCAGUUACUUCCCAUCUGAAUGGAUUGUCUAUGAAGAGAUGAGUAGAAAUAAUAGAUUGGCAUCUGUACGAUGCUGCACAAUGAUAUCACCAAUCACUAUCGCCUUAUUUACUGGACCUGCCAAAUUAUCUCCUGAGAUCAUCAAAGAAGCUGAGAGUAAUAUCACUGCAGAUGAAAGAAAAGUUCAAGAUUUUGUUGGUAUUAAUGUUUCUGACAAUAAUAGUGAUAGUGGUGGUGAAGACAGUGAAGACAACAAAAAGUCUUGCCUUCAGUUGGAUGAAUGGCUAACUUUUCAUAUUGAACCAGAAUGUGCAACAUUAGCACUUCAAUUACGUCAAAAAUGGCACAGUUUGUUCAUCCGCAGAAUGAGAGCUCCAUCCAAGCCAUGGACACAGGUUGAUGAGGCCAUUGUCCGAACUGUUGUUGAGGUUCUUAUGACAGAAGAGAGAGAGCUUGGUUUACAACAGCCCACAGGUAUUGGACAGAGGCCAAGACCUAUGUCCAUAGAGUCUAUCAUGUCCUGUAGUGGAGGCCGCAACUACUAUGAACUGGAGGAUCAGCCUGAAGAAAAAACAAAAAUGACAAAGCGCUCAGUUCCUUCUACACCUCCAAAGAAAAAAGAUUCAGGAAAAUUUCGAUCUGAUAAUGCUUUGUAUCCUAGUGGCAGCAAUGGUAACAAUAGUAAUCACCACAUGAGUGGAAACAGUCAUUCGAGUACUCCAUGUGACAGUCCUCAACCAUCUUCUCCUUCCAAAAUGGCAGAAAAAGACCCAGGAGCUACCUCUUCACAUCCUUGUCGAAUGUUUAUUAUGAAAUGCAAUAGCCAGAAGACAUUGGACAUUUCUCUCAACAAGUCUCUCUGGGCAACAACAGCAAAUAAUGAGAAAAAACUCAACAAGGCUUUUUUGGAUGGAAAGACAGUCUAUAUGAUAUUCUCUGUACAGGGCAGUGGGUGUUUUCAGGGCUAUGCUAAAAUGUCAUCUGUCAUAAGUAAAGACAAAGGGCAUGAAUUUCCUUCAUCUGGUAUCUGUGGAGCUUGCAGCAUUGAAUGGCUGAAAAGGGCUAAUAUUCCAUUCCAAAAUACUCAACAUCUGUCCAAUCCAUGGAAUGACAAUAAGAAGAUACAUGUCAGUCGUGAUUGUCAGGAAAUUGAGCCAUUUGUUGGAGAAUGCUUAUUAAAACUGUGGGACAAACCCGGUGCAAAUCAAAAACGUCCCAUAACAAGAGGGACCCUGGAUUGUAGCAAUGUUAUCAACAAAGCUCUAUACACUCAGGCCAGUAAUUCUUCUGUAAGCCUUGCAGGUGGACUAAAUGGUACUCGCAACCCUGCAGCUUAUAACAGGAUUCAAGCUGAUAUCUUUGCAAAUGCACUUGCAAACAGCCAUGUUGUCACAGCUAAAGGGGGUCCAGGUGCCAAACAGCAAUCUCCAGUUGGACACAAUUCCAGCAUGAACUCAUCCUCAAAGCAGGCAGGCAAAAGUGCUCAUUUCCACUAUCGUCAGAACAACCAUUUUCCCUAUCAAGGAGGUAUGUCUGCACCACCUCCUAGCAAUGCAGGACACUUUCUUGGAGCCCAUAAUAUUUACCCAACUGCUCCCAACAUGAUUGGAGCUACUGGCAUGAACCCCAUGUACAUAACCCCAAUGAUGGCCAAUCAAUCUCCUCACAUGUCCAACCCUGGGGGAUUGUCUCCUCGACAUGGAAUGUCUCCUGUGGUUAUCCUUCAAAGAGGCAGCAAUAACAACCAAAAUGCUAGCAAUAAUAACCAGUCAGCUGGCAUCAAUAGUGCUUCAUCUUCAAUGUUCACAAAUUCUUGA